UGUAACUUUUCAUCUUUUAUUAAUAUCUAUUUCAUUUAUCAAAGCAAACACUUUUUCAUGGUUUUGUUUACAGCCCCAUUUUCCAAAUAACAACUUAUAUAUAUGUUUCAUUGGUUAGUUUCAAUUAAAGUGAAAUAAUGUUUCCCUACAUCUUUUAAUGGAAUGAUCCAGAUUGAAAGUCCGGCGAAUCCAUUCAGCGUGUUUAAUGUUAACGGCUAAGAAUCACCAGAGACUUUGGUCAAUAUUAUUGAUCAGAUCCUUCAGAGGUUAUGGCCUAUACAUAGUCGUCAAACAAUUACCGUACUGUCAAUUUUUGAAAGACCCAAUUAAAUAUUAAUCAUUUAACGAUAUUUAUCAUGAGCAUUGAAUUCAGAUCGGACAACUUACACUGUCAUAAAAUUGGCAUUUUGUAAGUUAUUUAACUUCUAAUAUUUCUUUUCAGUUAAAACUUAUCCUCGACAUUAUACAAGAAGUCCGUUAAUUGCUACAAUAAUAUCUUUCAGAUAUUUAUAUAGCCCCUAUUCACAUUUCUGACCAUAAGAACAAGGAUAACAUUCUGACUCUUGUAACGGACAUAUUUGUUUACCUGUAGCUUAUAUUUUUGUGUACAUUUACAUUUAUGUGACUAAAAUUAGUGGAAUCGUGGGGCUUGACAGAACGAGAACUCGCGAGAGUCAGGGGAGAGAACCUAGAUUGGAUUCUCGAAGUACAGUUGAUAGUGCAGAACUAUAUUUGGCUACUUUUGAGUUAAUUGUAUCUCGACAAAAUAUCCACCCAUUGAUAUAUGGCCUGCACCUGUUGAGGAAAACUGUUGUUUACACAGACGUAUGGACAAUGUAUCAUGGAAGAAGACGGUUGAGUAGACUUUGCAACGUGAUAGCCACGUUAUUGUUCUGUUUAAUUUUCUUAUUGGUUUUAAAACGUAUGUGCAUUAUAGCAUUUUCAUAUUACCCAAAGCCACCAUCUGAACCUAAAAAUAGAAAUCAAAAAGACUAUGUGGUUACGUACGGAGCCAGUUACUUGAAACCAGCUUCUCUAAAAACUAUAGUCGUUUGGACGCGUUAUUUCGGAGAAUGGGGAUGGGAGAUUAUAGCAGAAAAUUCAAUGAAAAGCUGUCCGUCCAAAUGUUUGUACACACGAGAUAAAAACCUAGUAGAGAAUGCGAACGCGGUGUUAUUUAAUGCCAAUGAUUUGUGGAAAUAUCGAACUUUAAUUGGCACGCUUUAUGAAUUCCCUAUAUCAAUGCCUAAUGUGAGAACACCGAACCAAGUCUGGAUCUUACUGAGUAUUGAACCAAUGAAUACAAUGCGUGUUUCUAUGAACCAGUAUGGAUUUAACUGGACGACAUUAUACAGGAGGGAAUCCACCGUAUACUACCCAUUCACAAACCGGUUUAAAAUGUCUCCAGAUGAAAUAAAUAAGAGUGAAACGCAUUCCCAAGGAGUGUCUGAAAAUCAUUUCAAAACCAAAACAAAGUUCGCUGCAACCAUGAUAAGUAAUUGUGACGAUGAUGCAAGAAGGUAUAAAAUAAUCAGGGAAUUAAAAAGAUACGUUGACAUCGAUGAAUUUGGGGAUUGUUCCGGAAAUGUGAUAUGUCAAUACCGGAAAUCCCCGAACGAAUGUAAGCAACUCUACGAGUAUAAAUUCUAUUUAGCUUUUGAAAAUAGUUUCUGUAGGGACUACGUUUCUGAGAAAUUUUGGUUGACAUUUGAUAGAGGGCAGAUCCCAAUAAUUGCCGCACCGAAAUACAAUGUAGAGAUGUUGCCUCCAAAGUCUUACCUAAAUGUGUUCGAUUACAAUAGUAUUCAGGAACUAGCAGACGAGAUGGUCAAGGUCGGAGAAAAUGAAACGCUUUAUAACAGUUAUUUUAAUUGGAUGAACAUUUAUAAGCGUGAGAAGAAAUCCAUAUAUUGCAGAUUAUGUGAAGAACUUUAUGCCAAUAGAACAGCACAAAAUUAUGUUGACAUAGAUGAAUGGAUCAAUGAUGAUAUUUGUGAAAAACAGACGGUAAGUUUUUAG
Molecule: messenger RNA, 2019 nt
Organism: Ruditapes philippinarum (Manila clam)
Lineage: Eukaryota; Metazoa; Mollusca; Bivalvia; Venerida; Veneridae
Product: alpha-(1,3)-fucosyltransferase fut-6-like
Exons: 2
Coding region: 835-2019 (394 amino acids)
Cellular component (GO): membrane
Molecular function (GO): alpha-(1->3)-fucosyltransferase activity
Source: RefSeq, a predicted model, not a curated record